Thalassophryne amazonica is the source of this 2968-nucleotide messenger RNA. It is a transcript of the gene kcnip3b, whose product is annotated as Kv channel interacting protein 3b, calsenilin. The transcript is spliced from 7 exons. Gene Ontology annotation, cellular component: voltage-gated potassium channel complex; nucleus. Gene Ontology annotation, molecular function: DNA-binding transcription repressor activity, RNA polymerase II-specific; RNA polymerase II cis-regulatory region sequence-specific DNA binding; potassium channel regulator activity. The record is from RefSeq and is a predicted model, not a curated record. Gene Ontology annotation, biological process: negative regulation of transcription by RNA polymerase II; regulation of potassium ion transmembrane transport. Lineage: Eukaryota; Metazoa; Chordata; Actinopteri; Batrachoidiformes; Batrachoididae. Bases 1469 to 2164 code for a protein of 231 amino acids.
UUGAAACAGAAAACAACUCAGAGAGGGAGAGAAAGUCUGUGGUUGGCCAAAGUUAUGAUGAUGAAGGAGAUGGAGGGAGGAGGCUACAAGCUGUGGGAGCAAAAGUAAGUCAUAUGGACAGAAGGAGAAAAUGAGGAGUGCAGCACAGCGGGAAGGGACCAUCAGAAGGAUAAAUGCACAAACCAGAGGAGAAGGUUUAUGUUGCACUACUUUAAUUUUAAACCUCAAUAAGGUGAAGGAGAAAAAAGUUUCAAGUCGGCUCAGCAACAGAUAAAGAGGAGCAGAGAGAGCAGUGCUGGAAAACUAUGUGCGGAGGAGGUUUCGUUUCCAACAGCUCCUCUCACUUUCUCAGGAUUUCCAUGCUCUAAGUGCCGUCUCUGCAGGUCCGCACUUUUCCAUAUCUGGAGCUGGAUUUGUACAAAGUGAGGUUGACCGAAGCAGGCGGGACAAAGCCACACUUGGCAACUCUGACUUGAAACUGAAGUCCUCGACUCAAGAUGUUUGGGAGACUGAAGGAUUUCUGAGUAUUAUCAAAGGGAUUCGGGAGGAGAAACAAAAUGAAAGUGGUUGCUGUGACGGCAGCAGUUUGGGAUUCACCUGUGCCAGAAGAAAAAAGGAUGAUCGUGGUUUUCCCUUUUUCUUAUAUCAGGAUUGUGCUUACUUCUGUCCUCUUUUUCUGAACAAACUUUUCUUUGUGUCUUCGUGUCCUACGCAGCAGGUUCUCCUGAGCCUGAGUUUGGCUGUACUUGGGCGUUGUUCUACACUACAGAUAAAGAGCUUGUUUUUGUUGCAGAAAUCACUCCUAUGAUUGAUGCAGGUAAUUUAUUCUGAACUGCUAAUGUGCUUUGUUGCUUAAUAGCAUGGAAGAUGAGCAGAUAUUGGCAUUUGUUGUCUCUCUGUUGCUGAAUGUUCUGCCUGUUGGUAAGUCAGAUGACUCCCUCCUAAUGAACACAUCAAGGACCACAGUCAUGAAAAAGUGCAUGGACACCGAGGCUACACAGAGCUUUUUGCUUUUUCCAGAAGAUGUUUUAAUCUAAAACCACAAUGUGAUUUGCUGUGAUGAUGACGUGAGGACUGAUCACAGCUUCUGUGGAUUACGUUCCCGUAGGAUUAUUUGCAGGAAGAUAGUCUGGAAAGUGACUCUAAACAUCUCCUUUAAUGCGCAGCAACAAACAGCCUGUGACACGGCCUCUAAUUUUCCCUCAUGGGUCUACAUGGGGAGGUUUUCCAUAUAUGUCAGCUUCCACAUAUUUUCCAUUUCAGCAUUACUGUUGACAUUAAAGCAGCAAUCGUCCAGCUUGCUGUCUCAGCGGCCUGGAUUCAAACUCAUGCAGCCUCCCUCCGCUGACUCCUUAUUUCUUCUCGUCAGCUCGGCUCUGUCCAGAACACUUGUGAUCGACCUGUGAAGCUUCCCUUAGUCACUCCUCAGAGUUUGGGCCCCAGAGGGGGCUUCCCUUGCACCGAAGCCAUGGUGAUCCACGGCAUGGAGCUGUUCGCCAUUGGCGUGGUUAUCAUCCUUUUCAUGGCAGUUCUCAAGCAGUUUGGCAUUUUGGAGCCCAUGUCCUCAUUUGAAGACAGCAGCGACAGUGAUUUGGAGCUGUCAGCAGUGCGUCACCAGCCAGAGGGGCUGGACCAGCUCCAGGCUCAGACCAAGUUCACCAGGAAGGAGCUUCAGUCUCUUUAUCGAGGCUUUAAGAACGAGUGUCCCAGUGGGAUGGUGGAUGAGGAGACAUUCAAGUCCAUCUAUUCUCAGUUCUUUCCCCAAGGAGAUGCAACUACAUAUGCUCACUUUCUGUUCAAUGCAUUUGACAUUGACAGAAAUGGUUCAAUCCGGUUUGAGGACUUUGUCAUUGGACUGUCUGUGCUGCUGAGAGGCUCGAUCACUGAGAAGCUCAACUGGGCCUUUAACCUUUAUGACAUAAAUAAGGAUGGCUACAUCACCAAAGAAGAGAUGCUGGCAAUUAUGAAGUCCAUCUAUGAUAUGAUGGGGAGGUACACUUACCCCUGUGUGCGAGACGAUGCUCCCUCAGAACAUGUGGACAAGUUUUUUCAGAAAAUGGACAGAAACCAAGAUGGUGUUGUGACUAUUGAGGAGUUCAUCGAAACUUGCCAGAAGGAUGAGAACAUCAUGAACUCCAUGCAGCUGUUUGAGAACGUCAUAUAAACAGACAGGAUGCCCUCAGCAACAUGAAUGUCUCACACAACAUCAGCACGCAUCUCAGUCGUAACUCCACACCACUGCAUCCUGGUACAUCAUAUAGAAAAUGGAAACAUGCAACAACUGCAAGUUUUCUCUUUAGUGCUCCACUCAUCUGCCCUGGGAUGAAAAGCACUGGAUAGAAGUCAAAUUUUCUUUCAGUUGAUGAAGAGAAGAGCCGCUGUCUAGCUGUUUCUUACUGUGAUUGUAUGUGUCAGACUCAAAUGAUUGACAGCCAACAAAGUGUGAGAAGAUUCAAAUCACUUUUGGAGACAGUGUUCCACACUUCAGAAAAUCUUGCCAAAUCAUACAGUUUGGUGAUAAUUAACAGCAGAAGUUGUGACCGAGCAUGAACUGAACAGCAUAAAGAAAUUCUAUAGCACGUAUUCUAUGAUCUUUGAAGUGUUUUUUUUGUACACAGUCGCAAGAUGUUAGGCCAACAUGUUAGACAGAGCACACUACCGCCAUCAUAGAAACGCCUAAGAAGGAAUAUCUUUUAAAACAAGUGUUUACCCUUCCAGACAACCAGACCCUCACAGAAAUUCUGCCAAAAAGCACUGAAGCUGUUCUGGUGAUGGCCCCACAUCUAACGACACUAUAUGGUAUUCAUUUAUUUAUUCAUUCAUUUUCUGUACCCGCUUACUGCAGUUCAAGGUCACAGAGCAGCUGGAACUGAUCCCAGUGAUCACUGGGCGAGAGGUGAGGUACACCUUGGGCAGGCUGCCAGUCUAUCGCAGACUAUAUGGCAUUUUCCCCCUUAAUUUCCACCCA